Oryzias melastigma (Indian medaka) is the source of this 2188-nucleotide messenger RNA. It is a transcript of the gene sgk2b, whose product is annotated as serum/glucocorticoid regulated kinase 2b. Gene Ontology annotation, molecular function: protein serine/threonine kinase activity; ATP binding. Lineage: Eukaryota; Metazoa; Chordata; Actinopteri; Beloniformes; Adrianichthyidae. Gene Ontology annotation, biological process: protein phosphorylation. The record is from RefSeq and is a predicted model, not a curated record. The transcript has 14 exons. The coding region runs from base 549 to 1766 and encodes 405 amino acids.
AAGAGUUUCAAACGAGGAGAAAAAGCUGUACUACCUCCGUCCCUCCCGCUUCGGAGUCAAGUCCGACACCGGAAUAUUCCCGGCGUGUAAACGUCGGGUCGGGGCGCGUCGCAAAAAAGCCAGGUAUAGUUAGGGGUGAAACCGGCUCUGACCUGUUUCCAGGCAGUCAGAGUGAUGGGACGACACAUCUGAGACCAGACUGAGGGUUCGUCAGACCAGCAUAGGCUGGUUCACGACGCUGUGACGCAGGAGAGGGGAGGUUUCUACUCUUUCUGGCUUCCCCUGCCAGAGACACCGGCACUGAAAAAGAAAGGAACCUCCUUCUGUUCCCGUCAGAGGAUCGAUUUUCUGCAGCAGCAUCAGACCCCGAGCCCUCUCUGCCCUCUACUCCAUGCUUCUAAAAUUAGACCAGAGAGACACGGGGACUGACCAGAUGUUAUUGCACUUCACGUUUGAGAAAUCGCACUGCAUUCCUCAGACAUUCUUUCACUCUUUCCCACAUUCAGAGGAAAACUGGAACUCAAGAAAGACUAAUAACUUAUGCAAAAAUGAAAGGACUUGUUGCUUUUUUUUCAGCUCUACUCAAAGGGAAAAAGGGUGCAUUCAGUGACCUCUUGCACAAAGUUGCUCACAGCAAGUUCUUCUGCCAGCACCCAGAAACUCAGAAACAUCUACGGCGAAAAAGCAAGUCAAAGAGAAAAAAGGCAGAGAAGGCAACCCUGAGCUCAGUGAACACGGACUCUCCACUGACAACACCUUCAGAUUUUGAAUUCCUUACAGUUAUCGGCAGUGGAACAUUUGGAAAGGUUCUCCUGGCAAGACACAGGAAACAAGGUGGAUACUAUGCAGUAAAAGUUCUGCAGAAGCAGAUGAUCAUCAAGAGGAAAGAGCAGAAACAUGUGAUGGUUGAGAGGAGCGUGCUGCUGAAGGGACUUCAAAAUCCAUUCCUGGUGGGACUACAUUUUUCUUUCCAGACACCAAACGCACUGUAUUUUGUCCUGGACUAUGUAAAUGGAGGAGAGCUUUUCUAUCACCUCCAAAGGGAAGGCUCAUUCCCAGAACCCCGAGCUGCUUUUUACACUGCAGAGAUGGCUGCUGCACUGGGUUACCUCCACUCUCUUCAGAUUGUUUACAGAGACCUCAAACCAGAAAACAUCUUGCUUGACAGUGAGGGUCAUGUGAUGCUGACAGACUUUGGUCUUUGUAAAGAGGGUGUGGCCGUCGGUGAGAUCAUGAACAAUACCUUCUGCGGCACGCCGCAAUAUCUGGCUCCAGAGGUGCUACAAGGCCAACCGUACACCCCUGCAGUGGACUGGUGGGGCCUUGGAGUUGUGCUUUUUGAGAUGCUCAGUGGAAUGCCUCCUUUUUACAGCCAAAGAAAAGUGGAGAUGUUUGAGAACAUACUUCACGCUCCUCUGCAGCUGCCUAAUGGAGCUUCUAGAGCUGCUCAGUCACUGUUGGCCGGUUUGUUGGACAGAGAGGUUUCCAGCCGUCUUGGAGAGAAGCGUGAUUUUGAGGAAAUCCAGGAACAUCACUUCUUUGCUUCCAUUAACUGGGAUGACCUUCUGGCCAGAAAAGUUAGACCUCCAUUCGUCCCAAACGUGACCGGUCCGGGUGAUGUCAGCUACAUUGAUCCUGAGUUCACACUACAACCUGUUCCUGCCUCUGUGAAUGACAGGUGUCAGGCAGCUUGUGCCAGCGACGCCUUCCCUGGAUUCUCCUUUAUCAACUCAGAGGAAUGUGUGGCAACAAACUCUCUUUUAUAGCAGCCUCAAAACAUCUGCAUGUUUGUUGACAUGUUUUUUUUUCAUAUUGUUUGCUGAUAUAUUUAUAUUUUUCUAGUUUGACUUUUUUUUACAUGGAUUUGUAUUGCAUGUUUAUUGAUGACUUUGUUCAUGUUUGUGGGUAAUCUAGCCCAUAUUUUAACAAAUUAAUGUAAUUGGAGCAUCAUCCAUGAAAACAAAAUGUUAUUUUUUAUUAAUAAUAAUUUAUUAUUUUUUUUACAUUUUACAUUUAUAUUUAAAAAACAUACAGUGUAAAGAAAAAUAUUCAUCUAUACAUUCACAUCUUACUAAACGCUGAAAGACCUUAAUACUGCAUAGUGACAGAAGAAGUGCAUUGCAAGCAAACACACCACAAGAUGCCAUUCUACUGGAAACCAUUAAACACAAACUGCAGCCGUCCUUGA